This is a messenger RNA of Mya arenaria, 8543 nucleotides long. Its product is annotated as peripheral plasma membrane protein CASK-like. Lineage: Eukaryota; Metazoa; Mollusca; Bivalvia; Myida; Myidae. Gene Ontology annotation, molecular function: protein kinase activity; signaling receptor binding; ATP binding. Gene Ontology annotation, biological process: regulation of neurotransmitter secretion; protein phosphorylation. The record is from RefSeq and is a predicted model, not a curated record. The transcript has 25 exons. The coding region runs from base 145 to 2964 and encodes 939 amino acids. Gene Ontology annotation, cellular component: cell-cell junction; plasma membrane.
GUUCCCGAUAGUUUGCUAACUUCCGGGUUUUGUAGUUUUUGACAUUAUUUUGUCAAAUUUUCGAGUUUAUACGGGUGACAGAUGUCAACACCCAUCCCUCAUCAUUCUGGUCAAUGAUAUACAAUUGCUCUAUAAAGCAGAGGAAUGGCAGAUGAAGAGAUUCUAUUUGAUGAUGUGUACGAUUUGCAGGCUGUCAUUGGAAAGGGUCCAUUCAGCAUUGUGCGAAGAUGCCUGCACCGGGACACGCAGCGCCAGUUUGCCGUGAAGAUUGUAGAUGUGGCCAAGUUCACCUCCAGUCCUGGACUAAGUACCGAAGACCUGAAGAGGGAGGCCAGUAUCUGUCACAUGCUGAAGCAUCCUCACAUAGUGGAACUGCUCGAGACAUACAGCUCAGAUGGCAUGCUCUACAUGGUCUUUGAGUAUAUGGAUGGGGCAGACUUGUGUUUUGAGAUCGUCAAACGAGCAAACCAGGGGUUCGUCUACAGUGAGGCUGUAGCCAGCCACUACAUUCGUCAGAUCCUUGAGGCCGUUCGCUAUUGCCAUGCCAACAACAUCAUACAUCGAGACUUAAAGCCACAUUGUGUCCUUCUCGCGUCCACUGAAAACUCCGCACCUGUGAAGAUUGGGGGAUUUGGCGUGGCCGUGCAGCUGCCGGAGACAGGGAAAAUCACAGGAGAUUAUGACCUUAAGCAUGGGCUUGAACCCUUGGUAGAGUUUCGUGCAGACAGAGUCGGUCGUAUAGGUACUCCCCAGUUCAUGGCUCCUGAAGUGGUGAACCGGGAAGCCUACGGGAAGCCAGUGGACAUCUGGGGGUGUGGCAUCAUGCUGUUUAUACUGCUGUGUGGUUAUCCUCCCUUCAUGGGAACCAAGGAACGCCUUAUUGAACUUAUUGUGCAGGGGAGAUACCAUAUGAGGGAGAAACAGUGGAUCACAAUUUCCCCCGAGGCAAAGGACCUCGUGUCACGGAUGUUAGAGGUAGACCAGGAACAGCGGAUCACUGUGGAAGAGGCCCUGCAGCACCCCUGGAUCAGGGAUCGGGCCAAAGUGUCAAAGUCACAUCUCACAGAAAGCGUUGAAGAGCUGAGAAAAUUCAAUGCCAGGAGAAAACUCAAAGGUGCUAUAAUGGCUGCUGUGUCCAGUUCGAAGUGGACCAGUUUUUACAAUGACCCUCCGCUGAACGAGACAAUGGACGAGGAUGUUACCAGCACUGGAGCUGUGUCGCACGUGCUGGAUUCACUGGAGGAGAUCACGUGCCUGACCGACUGUGCGGGGAACGAGGAGGAGUUCCUGAUGCACGUGCUCGAGGACACGAGACUUCACUUGUUGCUAAAUCUGUAUGACAAGAUCAGUUCUAGACCUGUAGCCUCGGCCAAACCCCCGCCUGCAGAUGCUGUCACCAGGGCCACAGAGGUGAUAUCGACUGUGGAGCAAUUGAAGGGACCAGAGUCUGAGGAACUGUGUAUCCUGCUCAAUAAACCACACCUUAAGGCCCUACUCCAAGCACAUGAUGUUGUGGCCCAUGAGAUAUAUGGGGAGGAAGCAUUGAGAGUAACACCGUCCCCAGUACAGCCUUUCUUGAACGGAACUAUUGAGCCGGAAUCACCAGAAAUGUCAGAACCAGAUACAAUUACACGUGUACGCCUCGUGCAGUUCCAGAAAUCUACAGAUGAGCCGAUGGGCAUUACGCUAAAGCUGAAUGAUGAUGGACGAUGUGUGGUUGCCCGUAUCAUGCAUGGUGGAAUGAUACAUCGGCAGGGAACGCUCCACAUCGGCGACGAGAUACGGGAAAUCAACGGCAUCAGCGUCGUCAAUCAGACCGUGGAAAAUCUGCAGAAAAUGCUGAAAGUCCAAGGCACUGUGAGUUUCAAGGUGAUACCGAGCCAGCGUGGUCUCGUGACGCGAGAGAGAUACGAAAAUAACAACCACAAAGAGAUUUACGUGCGGGCGUUGUUUGACUACAAUCCCCAUGACGAUGAUCUGAUCCCAUGUACCCAAGCUGGUAUCUCGUUCUGUGUUGGAGAUGUUCUCAGGGUGAUAAGUAAGGAGGACACUAACUGGUGGCAAGCACGGCGGGUGGAGAUGGUCACCAGUGAGCCUGCGGGCCUCAUCCCCUCCCCCGAGCUACAGGAAUGUCGGGCCACCACUCUGGCACAGGAACGGGCAAGACAAGAACACUCCGUGCACUGUUCGUGGUUUGGUAAGAAGAAGAAGGACAAGUAUUUGGCAAAACACAACGCCGUCUUUGACCAGUUGGAAGUGAACACUUACGAGGAGGUGGUCAGAUUGCCCGCCUUUGUUAGGAAAACCCUGGUUCUACUUGGUGCUCAUGGGGUGGGACGCCGCCAUAUAAAGAACACACUAAUCACUACACACCCGGACAGAUAUGCAUACCCCAUCCCCCACACAACUCGUCCCCCAAAGCCAGCGGAAGAAGAUGGUAAGAACUACUUCUUUGUGACACAUGAGCAAAUGAUGGCGGACAUCGCAGCAAAUCAGUACCUUGAAUACGGGACUCAUGAAGACGCAAUGUACGGCACAAAGCUGGAGACGAUCAAACAAAUACAUGAGGUCAGCCUUAUGGCUAUACUGGAUGUCGAGCCACAGGCUCUAAAAGUAUUACGGACAAGAGAGUUUUGUCCGUUUGUAGUAUUUAUAGCAGCACCUACCAUACGGCCACCUCAGGAGGCGUUAAAAGUGUUGAGAUCGGCAGAGUACGCCCCCUUUGUUGUGUUUAUUGCCGCCCCUCGAGCUGCCGACCUUCAGUUAGAUAAAUCUUCUGGAAUUGACGAUGGGAGUUUAGAACGUCUUGCCAAAGAAAGUGAACUGCUUGAAAAACAUUAUGGUCAUUACUUUGACUACAAAAUAGUGAACAACGAUAUAUCUGAGACUAUAGAGAAGCUGGAACGUGCCAUUGACAACGUGUGCUCCACACCCCAGUGGGUGCCUGUUAGCUGGGUGUAUUAGUAGCCAUGCUGGCAUCUAGUGGAUACACAGGAAGCAGUGUUUUAGUAGCCAUGCUGUCAUUUGGGGUAUUAGUAGCCAUGCAGUCAUCUUAGUCGUUACACUAGAAGCCAUUUUUUAGCAGCCAUGCAGUCAUCUGAGGCUUAUAGCCAUGCUUUCAUCUUAAGUGGAUACACUAGAGGCUGUGUUUUAGUAGCCAUGCAGUCAUCUGGGGAUUAGUAGUCAUGUGAUCAUCUGUGUAUAUAUACGUAGCCAUCCAGUCAUCUCGUAGAUACACAGGUAUCCGUGAAGUCAUCUGGUGUUUUAGUAGCCAUGCCGUCAUCAAGAUUGUACCAUGGAGGAAUUGUUUUAAGUAUGAAUUGAAAAGCAAGUGUUAAAUUGCAGCUAGGGGAUAUGUUCAUUGUUUACUGAAAGACAAAAUUGCAGCUUUAGUUGUGUGUUUGUCUAGAUUGUAAUUUAGAGAAGUUGUUUUAAUUGUAAAUAAAAAGCAAGACUCUUGUUAAGUCACAGCUAUCAUGAUCUAGUACCAUUGCACUAUGAUAAGAAGAAAUGGUUAGUUGUCAAGUGAAAAGGUUGAUGAAUCCAAAGGCAUGCAAUUGAGAAUGUUUAAGUUUGAAGGAGUAAUUUUAAUUAAUUGACUUUUGCUAAAUCAUGGUAGCAAUGGGCAACAUCGUUUGUAUAAAAAAUGCUUUAUCAAACCAUGUGUUACUGUUUGGUUGCAAGUUGUGAUCUUCACUAUUGGUGAACUUUUAACAUUGUCGUCAAAUGGCGCCUUGAAUUUGUAUAGUGAAAAAAGGAAUUAAUGUUAAAAUGCAGCUACACAGUCAUUUAUUACUUGUACAAGGAGAAUACAGCAAGGGGAUGAGGUGCUGACAUUGGUAGAUUCUUGUAACAAAAACAAAGAUAAAACUCAUUUGCUGGAACUUAGUGGCUUUUGAGGGCAUUUAAGGGGUCACCUUAUCAAGAACCGUCUGUCAAAAUAUCGUGAGAUUAUGAUUUUUAAUUGGAUUUUUCAUUAGCAGCACAAAUUGAAUGUAAAAUUUAGCUUGCAUAUUCAAGUAAUGUUUUCUCACAUUUUCAUUCUUAUCAUUAUUAUAUUAUUGCUUCUGAAAUAAGCAUUAUUCCUACAAGGGAUUACAGAUUUUAAAAAGCGAUCAUCAUCGUGAUGAAACAUGCAUUGAUGAGAAUGGCCCCUGAAUCACAAAUAUGCUUAAGAUUUAUCCAACCAAUUCAUGCAGUAUACAAAAUAUUGUAUACAGCGGAAAAGUAAAAUAAAGGAAAUAUUAUUUUUAUUGAAAAUAUUGAUUUAUUUGUUUGUUUAUCAAUAUUCUACAAUGAAGUGUGUAAUAUUAUAUUCAAAUUAAGUCAUUUAUGAUACAUAAAACAAUUGAAGAUGUGUUUGCUUUAAACAGUUCUAUCAUGCUAUGCUGUUACAUGGUUGAUUGAGUUGAGAUUGAGAAACUACUUAUAUAUGUUUGUGAUAUUAGGGAACCUGAGUACCUGUGUGACCAGUGAAUAUUGAGGUGUAUUUUGCCGACCAUAAAAUGGAGGGCAAAGCACUUUCAUGUCUAUAAAAUGAACCUGGGUCAUGGAGGUUACUUUUAGAUAAUUAAUGAAGAACACAUAAUUUAGCCAAUCAUCAAUUAAUAAAUGAUAAAUAAAUAAGUCUGGUAUAGGUAUUAGAUGUACAAAUUUGCUUAUCAGUUUAUUUUCAUUAAUGCCUGGUGUACAAAAAAAGAAAAUGCUUUUUACCGAAAUGCGCUUAAAAUGCAAAAAAAAAAAUAUAGGCUUAAAAUGCAAAAAGAAUGUGCUUUUAACACAGAAAAGGUGCACUUGGUAAGAAGAGUAGGCUUAAAUAUGGUGCCAAUACCUCUGCAGUAAUGCGCAUUUAACACACUUUUGAAAAGUGGUGACCCCAUAGAAUUCUGUUAUCAAUUGAAAGAGAUAAGUUACUGUAUUGGAUACUAAAAUGUUAAAAAGAUCACUUAAGAUGUACAUAUUUGGCAAUCGUUGAAGACCAAUAAAGCCUAUUUGUUUGAUCAAAUUACCGAAAGUUUAUUUAUUUUUAUCUCUAUACAUAAACCCCUUUCAAAUGAUAUGGGGUCACAAGGCAUAAAAAAUGUGCAUCAAGCACCUUAAGUGGUUUCUAUUUGUUUGCUUAUAAUCUAACAAUUAACCCUAGAAUUGUUUUAUAACCUGGAUAAUAUUCUAUGUUGGAAUGUUUGUAUAAUGCUAUAAGUUGUAUGUGAUGUUCUAUUUUUGCAAUAAUAUCUUCAUGUAUUUGAUACAUAACAUCCUUUAGAAAAUAUACAACAUAUGUAAAUACAUUUGAAAAUACAUGUUAAUAUACAACAUAUGUAAUGUUAUAUGUGUGUAAUUACAUGUGAAAUACACAUAAAUAUUCAACAUGUGUAACUACAUAAUAUGUAACUACACAUGUUGUAUAUUUACGUGUAUUUAAUUCACAUAUUGUGAAAUACAUUUAAAUAUAUAACACUUGAAAUUAUACAUGUUAAUAUACAACACAUAUGAGAUACAUGUAAAUAUAGAACAUGUGUAAUUACAUGUGAAAUACAUGUAAAUAUAGAACAUUUGAAAUUACAUGUGAAAUACAUAUAAAUAUACAACAUGUAAUUACAUGUGAAAUACACAUAUUAAAUAUAUUACAUGUGAAGUACACGUGAAUAUAUUACAUGAAUAAAUUACAUAUGAAAUACAUGUGAAUAUACAAUGUGUGUAAUUACAUGUGAAAUACACUUAUUUUUCUGUUGAUAAUACAAUUUCUGAAGCUCUAUUUAAGUAGUGAUUCCUGUAAUAAUUAAUCAGAAUUCUGUUGAAAAUAGAUAGAUAAAUAAUGAAAUGACGUGUAUUAUAUUUAUAAUAUAUAGCUUUUAAAUUAUUAUAUUGUAUUAGUUGUAUAUACAAUUGAUUUACAUGUUAUACCAUAGACUUUUAAAAUUGGAAUGUGCUGAUAGAAGCAUUUAGCGGCAACGAUUAUCUCAUAACAUAUGUCAAGAUAUUUAAGAAUAGUGUCAGCAAUAACAGUCAGAGACAUAGCAACUUUAAAUCAAAGAAGAUCUUGUUACGAGUUAACUGAAUACAUUCAUCAUGAAAACUCGAAUGUGUUAUAUUUCCGCCUUUUUUAUUUUCCUAUGUUGUUGUUGUUUUUGCUGGUCAAAUGGAUGCGAAAUUCUACAGCUCGCAUAUUACAAAAAUAGCUGUGAUUCAAGAUGUCUUCUUGCUGUUACAGUUACAUUUUAAAGGUUUAAUUGAGUAUCUAUUGUAUUGUUAUUUAUAGAUUAUGGUAUUACAAUUUAUAUUUUACCUUAAGUCUAUACUGGAAUAUAUAUAUAUAGCCUUAUUUUUCUGAAGUGUCAAAAGAAGUUAAAUUAGAACAACAUUUGUACAAUUUUUUUUACAUUUAAUAUAUUUGACAUUGAAUUUCUGUAUUUCAUACAUUAUAUUUUUUUCCAUAUAUUUUCCCAUAUCAAUUUUUCCUUUUUUAACUUGAAUAUACCUUUUCUUUUCUCUGUCUCUUGUAAAUUGUUUGCGGGAUGAACCUUGAACGGUUCUCAGGGCCGGUAUACAUAAAACCUUUUAAAUCAAUUUUUAAUUUAAGUCAAUUUCCGAAAUUUUUCAUUAUCAGAUUAAAAGAAAAGUGUUUGGAGAAAUACCGGUACUAAUAACUUAGGAAAUGUCUUCAGAUGUUUUAUAAAUACCGCCCCAGGCUCUUAGAUUGGUAUAAGGCAACUGUUGCCGGAAAUUUUCCUAUCAUAGUAUUACCAAGUUGCGGAUAACUAAUGCACCAUGUCAUAAGUUGUUAUGAAAUUUUUAAUCUUUUCAUUGAAGUCAUUGACUUUUGACUUAUAUAUGCGAUUGGGAUAAAAAAAAUAGAAGGCUUGCACUAAAUUAUAGAAAUAUUCCACAGCACUGAGGGUCAUCAUGACAUUAUACGGACCGGCCAGUCAGCCCCUGGAAGGUGUAUAUGGACCGAGGAGAUGGUCUAGAUCCAUUAACCUUAAGGUGCUGAAGUGAAUAAUACAUAAAUUUUAUAUAUAUUUGUAUUGUUUCUGUACAAAUAUGUAAUUGUUAUGAUUUUUAGUUUUAUUUUAUCUUAUUUGAAGUUGCGGUAUUGGGAGUUGUUUUUAUUAAAGAAAUAUGCAAACCUUACUAAUACUUAACGUUUUGAAAUGGUUGUGUGUUUUGUUUGCAUAGUUUUAUUUUUAUAUAGACAGAGAUAGAAAUGCAGACAGGAAAAGGGUAUCAUAAAUUGUCUUUAUUUUGUUAAGUGUCAUUCCUAUUGUCAAUCAUCAGGCGUUUUGCAUUUACUGUUUUCUGUUAAAUUUUUCUUUGCAUUGAAUAAUUGUAUCAUUUUUGUGUAUAAAAGCUAAUACUAUUUCUAUUUUAAGUCCAGACAUUAUUUUUGUGAUAUUUUAUCAGAAUUGUGGCUGGAAGAUGAACACAAGUUUUGUAUUUUCCUUAAAUGACACAGAUUUAAAAACAUUAUCAGGGCCUCGUUCCAACCAAGAUUGUAAGGCUUAAGAUCUUAAAUUUUCAGGCAUGACCCUGUUCUUGGCAUAAACCCCAUCUAAUAAAAACAUCAUAAGAACACAUACAUAGCAUUGAUUUAACUUAAAGGCUGUCCCAAGCACUCUUAAGCUGCAACUAAGGGAUACGACUAAGAUACAUUAUUGAAUAAAGGCAUAUAAUAACUCGUACUAAGAGUCCAGCAAUAUUAUAUAAAUAAUCUGGAGGAUAUAUGUGCAGUCUGUUCUUAAAAUCCCACAGGCCUGUGCCCCAUUCAAUAAUGAUCUUAGUUGCUGAAAUUAUAUCAAUGUAGUAAAUUUGUUACUUUCAUGUUCCUACUGAUUCCAAGCCCCAAUUUCUCAAAAAUUAAUAAGGGUUACUCACUGAAGUAUUUUAUUUCUUUAAGCAAAAUUACUUACUUGAAUAUGAUUUCUAUUAUGAAAAAGUAGUUUAUCUUAUUAAUCUCAAGUAUCAUUUCCUUUAAAAGCAUCAAAACCCUUUAAAAAUAGAAUAUUACACAAUUUAUACCAAAUCAAAAAUAGUGUGCUGAGCUUGAUCCCCAGUUGUAACUGACUGGAGUUGUUUUGAGAAAUUGGGGCCUGAUCUUUGAACUGGGACUAAGAUUCAACGAAACGAAACGGUUCCAACCAAAAUUAAAUCAUUAUGUUACUUUUGACCCAAAUUAGUCGGGAACUUAUAAUUUAGCACUGUAGAGUCCAAGACUUUUUGGGGCUUCAGAAUGUUCUUUGUGCUUAGGAAUUUGGUUGACCUGUCAUACCAAAUGGCCUAUGUUUCAAACAUAAUAUGAUUUCACACAUAUUGCAUAUGAAGAUUUGAAACUAGUUUUACAUUUAAUUUUGUUAAAUAAGAAACUUUGCUUUUAGUAAAUCAAAAUUUGUAAAUAGCCUGGUAGUUGAAAACAGAGCAUACUCUGUAAAUUUAUGAAUGUCCAGUGUAAGAUUAGUUUAUCAUUAUAUGUACUUAUUGCAUACUUGACCAAUGAUAGGAUACACAUGUAAUAUAAUGAAUUUAUCAAUAAAUACAAAGCAAAAUGA